Erigeron canadensis is the source of this 854-nucleotide messenger RNA. RefSeq lists its product as uncharacterized. NCBI's taxonomy places the organism in Eukaryota, Viridiplantae, Streptophyta, Magnoliopsida, Asterales, Asteraceae. The transcript has 2 exons. Bases 42 to 854 code for a protein of 270 amino acids. The record is from RefSeq and is a predicted model, not a curated record.
GUAACUAGUACCGACAAGGCAUUAUUUAAGUGAUAUACGAGAUGUCAGGAGCAUCCCUUGCAGUGGGUCCUCUUCCAGAGCCUGAUGAAACAACCACAACUACUGUCGGCCAGAAACGUCAACGUGUGAACUCGGUGAUGGGUGGUGCAAUGGGAUCUCUACGUGUUAUAGAACUCCAAUUGGUGGCCUUCAUUAUGGUUUUCUCGGCAAGUGGUCUGGUCCCGCUUUUUGACCUUGCAUUCCCCGUCUUCACCACUGUCUAUCUCUUUGCUCUAUCACGUCUAGCAUUUCCCUGUCGUGCCACUUCAGUUACUUUAAAUGAAAUAUUCCAUGGAAACCGACUUUUCCGGGCAUAUGUGAUAUUGGGGACAACGGUUGGAUUGUUUUUACCAUUGGCUUACGUCUUGGGGGGGUUUGCAAGGGGGGAAGAGCAUUCACUUCAGUCGGCAACACCACACUUGUUCUUACUUUCAUGUCAGAUACUAACGGAAAACGUCAUAAGUGGGUUGUCUUUGUUCUCCCCUCCUGUGAGAGCUUUAGUACCAAUGCUGUAUACUGUUAGAAGGAUCUUUGUUAUCCUAGAUUGGGUUCACGAUGCAUGGUUUAACAAGACGCUUUCUCCAAACGCUGCAAUCGAGGAUGUUGCGUGGUUUUGGUUUGGAAGAGGUCUAGCUGCGGCAAAUCUUGCAUAUUAUUCAAUCAAUCUAUUUGUCUUUUUGAUUCCGAAGUUCCUCCCAAAAGCGUUCGAUCAAUACUUCAGGGAUACAAACGAGAACCUAACAAAGAUGCGAGAAGAUAGGCAAUUUGAUGUGCAUCAUCAAGAUCAAUCACAUGCGAAUAAGAAGUCUAACUAA